AUGGCGCUCCGUUUGCUCGGCGAAAAUCUCUCCGACAAAUACGUUCAUCGUAGCCUGCCAGAAAGCUUCGUAGACCUCACCGGUCGAGUUGUUAUCGUCACUGGCUCGAAUACCGGACUUGGACUCGAGGCAGUCAAGAUGUUCUACAAGAUGAACCCUGCAAGGCUCAUCAUGGCCGUACGAACAGUCAGCAAAGGAGAGUCUGCGAGACAACAGGUUCUGCAGCAGCAGACAAGAAUGAAGAGUGGGACGAGUGUCGAGGUCUGGCAGCUCGACAUGUCGAGUUUUGCGAGUGUCAAGCAGUUUGCACAGCGGUGCUACGAUGAGCUCGAGAGGAUCGACAUCUUCCUCGCUAACGCUGGUACCCAGUCUGACGAGUGGGGGGUUACGACCGAUGGAUGGGAGAAUACAUUGCAAAUCAAUGUCCUUUCUACCCAUUUAUUGACUCUCCUAGUGCAUGACAAGCUAGUCCAGACUGCCCGUCUUCCGCCUCCAAAAGUCGGGGUCAACUUCAAGCCGCACCUGGUCAUCGUCAGCAGUGGUGUUCACCUCGUCGCACCUUUCAAAGACAAGAACCAGGCAAACAUCUUUGCGGCCCUCAAUACCGAGUCUCGCUAUGUUCAAGGCGACCGUUACUUUGACAGCAAGCUCCUGGAGAUCCUCAUUACACGACAUAUCUCCAAAAUCCCAAAGUUCAGCCAAGAGGCGAGCGGUGUGGUAAUGUGUACCGUUAACCCAGGCUUCUGCCGCUCCGAGUUGAUGAGACGGAGUCCAUCGGCUGCUAUAGCGGUCGUUGGCACAUUACUUAUGCGCCCUGCACGAGAAGGCGCGAAAGCCAUCGUGUGGGCUUGUCUCGAUAACAACAUCACCCAGGGUGCAUAUACUUCGAAUUGUGCGAUUGACGCAGUCUCGAUACCGUAG
Molecule: messenger RNA, 921 nt
Organism: Serendipita indica DSM 11827
Lineage: Eukaryota; Fungi; Basidiomycota; Agaricomycetes; Sebacinales; Serendipitaceae
Source: the annotation of a GenBank genome assembly